Messenger RNA from Chondrus crispus (carragheen), 1635 nucleotides. RefSeq lists its product as hypothetical. The transcript has a single exon. The record is from RefSeq and is a predicted model, not a curated record. The coding region runs from base 1 to 1635 and encodes 544 amino acids. NCBI's taxonomy places the organism in Eukaryota, Rhodophyta, Florideophyceae, Gigartinales, Gigartinaceae.
AUGAGCGUCGUCGACGCGCAUGGGAGGCUCAGGGUGUACUCGAGGAGGGACCCGCCCGGGCUGUUCGAGGCUGUCAAGGUCGCGCACGGCCUGUUUGGUGUGCUGUAUGAUGUCACGCUGGCGGUGGAUCGGUAUCCAAGGGUGGUUAAGGUGGAGAACCGCUUCGUGCCGAUGGGCGGUGUGCUGGCGGGGAGGGUCCUGCAGGUGAUGAAGGGGCUGGUGCAAAGGGGAGUGGCUGUGCAGAUGAUGUGGGUACCGUUCAACUCGGCCGGGGAGGGCGCGUGGGGGCCGGAAGGCGAUCUGGUGUGGAUGCGCACCUUGGAGCGCGUCGUUGGUGGGCGAGUAGAGGAUGAUGAAGCCGUCGCAUAUAGGUUUUACACCAUUCCGCAGUGGUUUAGGAUGCACGGCGCGGCGCUUGCUCAGGGGGGCGUGGCCGAGUAUGAGCCGAGGAUGGCGAAAGCGUUUCUGGCACGCGGGUUUAGGGAGAGCAUGUGGAAGCUGGAGGCGAAACCGUUUAGGCAGAAUGUGGCCGACGCCGUGCAGUUUCAGGAUAGCGCGGAAGGAUGGCCGGUCAUGGCGGUGGAGGUUGCGGUCCCGGUCGAUGAGGGGAACGGCAAUUGGGAAGUUGUGCGUGAGUUGUGGAGGGUGGUCACGGAAAAAGUCCAGUCUGCAGAUCGAAGGGGCGAGUAUCCCCUGAAUGUGGGCGUGAGGAUGACGUUUGUGAAGGCGAGUGACGCAUUGCUGGCGGCAAAUUUUGGGAAGGGGAGGAACGCAUAUAGUGCGGUCGUGCAGAUUUGUAGCGCCCUGGGGACGAGGGGGUGGGAGGCAUUUGCGAGGGAGGUGGUGGCCGAGUGGAUGCGGCUACCGGGGGCGAGGUGUCGGCUGUCGAGGGACAUGGCGAAAAUAUGUGAUGCGGAUGUCGUGGCGAAGAGCUUGGGGGAGAGCCUGGAAGAGUUUAAGAGACUGAGACGGAAUGAGGCUGUCGACGAUAUCGGCAUGUUUCUGAAUGAGCCGCUUGCGCAGUUAUUAGGUAUGGAUGAGGAUUGCAGCGAACUGUCGAGCUCUCCGCUGUCGAACAAUGACCCUGGCGGGGCUAUCUUGUCUAGAACGAGCACGGAUCCGAGCACGGAUCCUUCGAUGGGAGAGAAGACGACUGCUGCAGAAAAUAUUGGGAGGGUGGAUUACGGCCAUGAAGGGUUGCUGAGAACGCCCCGCGAUAUCGCAUUCUCACGAACGCCGUCGGCAGCGAGGAGUCAGUCAAGCUCGCCAUGGACCUCGCAUUCCUCUUCAGGCGCGCUUCUUCUGAGCCCCAUGCGCCCGAGCGGAUCGAUAUGGGAAGAGGCAGAGGUGCGCGGCGGGACCAUGAUUUCCGAAGACGCCGUGACUGAGUACAACAUUGAUGACGACGAUGACGCAAGCCUGAUCAGCAUUGAAGACGGGGGCAACAAUCCACCCGUCGUAUACAGGACGUUGUCGUCGCGGCCGAGCAAGGCGGUGAAGUUUAAGUCGCCGCUGACGUCACCGGAGUUCUCCUUGCUUCUAGCGUACAUCGCUCUGUACGUUUUGCUGUGGUUGGCCAUGUUUGGAAAGAUGGCUGUGCGACAACUGGGGUGGUUCCCGGGAGUCCUGGGAUAG